Molecule: messenger RNA, 936 nt
Organism: Dendrobium catenatum
Lineage: Eukaryota; Viridiplantae; Streptophyta; Magnoliopsida; Asparagales; Orchidaceae
Product: rab3 GTPase-activating protein catalytic subunit-like
Exons: 8
Coding region: 52-936 (294 amino acids)
Biological process (GO): positive regulation of GTPase activity
Molecular function (GO): GTPase activator activity
Source: RefSeq, a predicted model, not a curated record
GGUCUUUUCAUUGAGACAAUAUACUUUGCCGCGCGGCCUGCUGAGCAGUCGAUGAUGAAUUCCUCUGCGAGUGCGAUUGACAGGGGCAAAGCAGUCCAGAAGGUGGGCGACGGCGAAGAAGAAACCCUAGAAGAGAUUGAGGGCUUUGAUGAUUUCACAAUUGCAUCGACAUGGGAAAGAUUCAUUUCAGAAAUAGAAGGUUUUUGUCGGCUAUGGUUUGUUGACGGUCAUAAAAAUUUAUUGGACAAAGGUGCAGAAUGCUUGGCUUCAAGGAGUAACAUGUACAUGAUCAAAUGCGAGCUGAAACAUGGUGUAAAGUUGUACAUGAUGGAGUACUAUUUUCAGAUACAUGGCAAUGAUAAAGCUGAACAAUGGGAUGAUGAUUUGCAUAGUAUGCAGCUAUCUUUUGGAGUAACUGAGUUCUUGAUUAUAGCACCUAUAAGUGCCAGUGGAGUUGUUCUGGAUGCUCCCGAAUCAAGCAAGCUUUUAAGUGCUGUUGCAAUUGCUUUAUCAAAUUGUGGAAGUAACUGGCCUGCAUUUGUUCCGGUACAUGAUCCUUCUCGAAAGGCAUAUAUCGGGAUUCAGAAUAUGGGUACGACCUUUACUCGAAGGUUUGAUUCUGACAGAAUCGGCAGCCAAGUUCCGGUUAGGCUUUUGCACUUGGAGGGGCUCUACGAGCUAUUUGUCUCAAAAUUUGCCUUAACAGCCGUAGAUUUCUCUACGAAUUGUUUCAGUGUUCGUUCUACAAUGAGACUAACCUACAGAACUCCAUAUGCUGAUGAUGAUGCUGAGAGUCAGGAUCACAUUAACAGAGAAAGAAAAGGAGAUGCAAUUGAGUUUAAUCAUAUUAAGAAACAAUGGGAUGAUGAUUGUCCUUGGGCAGAGUGGUAUUCUUCUGAGGAUCCUAUUAAAGGUAUUACAUUUUUUUCUGCUUGA